Aphanomyces astaci is the source of this 504-nucleotide messenger RNA. RefSeq lists its product as hypothetical. NCBI's taxonomy places the organism in Eukaryota, Oomycota, Saprolegniomycetes, Saprolegniales, Verrucalvaceae. The transcript has a single exon. The coding region runs from base 1 to 504 and encodes 167 amino acids. The record is from RefSeq and is a predicted model, not a curated record.
AUGCUGACGGUGAUCAAGUGUGGAGAAUCGACGAACCUCACAGCUCAAGUCAAAGAUCCCGGCGGAAAACUGAUCUCGUUGGACCAAAUUGCCAGCAACUGCUGUAUUGCGUGGCAAGGAACUGUGGUCGAGGUGGAUGACGUGCUCUUGACACUGGGUCUUGCCGUGAAAAACUACUCAACCGCCAAGGUCUCUCAAGGUACCCUUGCGAGUGAAUGCGACAAGUUCAAUCGCAUGUUCGAGGGGUGUGCAGCCGAGCCGAAGCGCUUAAAUGUGCUGGUGGUAUGUGCAACCAAGUACGACAAGGGCUUCUCGGACGAGUUCGGCAAUCGAAAGGCGAUGGUGGCCCCAAGUGACGCCUAUCCUAACAUUGCGCAAGUAAUUUUGCUGAAUUUAUCCACGCCAGACAACCGCGCGGAGUUUUUUUGCCUAAACGAUGCGCCGGACUUAGCCUCGAUGUUGGAAAAGCGCAUCGCAAAAGUCGAAGUGGAAUUCAACAACUAA